Euleptes europaea (tarantolino) is the source of this 326-nucleotide messenger RNA. Its product is annotated as transmembrane protein 14C-like. Gene Ontology annotation, cellular component: mitochondrial membrane. NCBI's taxonomy places the organism in Eukaryota, Metazoa, Chordata, Lepidosauria, Squamata, Sphaerodactylidae. The record is from RefSeq and is a predicted model, not a curated record. Bases 1 to 324 code for a protein of 107 amino acids. The transcript has 4 exons. Gene Ontology annotation, biological process: regulation of heme biosynthetic process.
AUGAGUGUGGAUUGGCUUGGCUACAGCUACGCAGCACUGGUUGCUUCAGGUGGAGUAAUCGGCUAUGCAAAAGCAGGCAGUGUUCCGUCUCUAGCAGCUGGUCUCCUGUUUGGUGGUUUGGCUGGGCUGGGUACUUACCAGCAGUCGCAAGAUCCAAAGAACAUUUGGCUGUCUCUGAUUGCAUCUGGAACCUUGACAGGUGUGAUGGGAAUGAGAUUCUAUAAUUCCAGGAAAUUCAUGCCUGCAGGGCUGAUUGCUGGUGCCAGUCUAUUAAUGGUGGGGAAGCUGGGACUGCAGAUGAUGGAAAAGCCCCUUCAGCCAUAACU